Peniophora sp. CBMAI 1063 is the source of this 1587-nucleotide messenger RNA. The record is from the annotation of a GenBank genome assembly. Lineage: Eukaryota; Fungi; Basidiomycota; Agaricomycetes; Russulales; Peniophoraceae.
AUGUGCAUCGUAAACAACGACGACUUUCUUGACCUCCCUCGCGAGCUACAGGUAGCCAUCUUGAGCUUGCUUGAUAUCCGUGACUCAGUGGCCGUCACACGGGUCUCUCGGUAUCUUCACGCUCUCGUACAAAACACGCCGGCUCUCCAGUAUCCCAUUGAGCUCGCAGCAUGUGGGAUGUCUGACAAUCAAUCGAGCGCCACCGCCCUCUGCGAGCGCUUGAACAACCUUCGUCGGCAUGAUCGGACGUGGCGGACGUUGUGCUGGUCGCACGAUGUUCGGCUCUCUGUACCGUCAGGCGGCCGAAUGGAGAGUAAGCAGGGCUUGAUCACGAUCACGAAGGAGAGAGACCAUCCCGAGAGGGCUAUGGACAUUAUACAGCUGCCUUCCAAUGCGAGGAGCAUCGCACUCCGACGUUGGACCAUCAGGCCAGGUCGCGAGGACGACCCGGCUGGGAAUGGGCAAGUAUACGACGUCGACGCUUCGCAGGAUCUUCUUGUCAUUCGCCAUGGUGCGGCAGCAGCGCAUACAGUCUUCAACGUAUACUCGUUGUCAGAAGGCUUGCCACAUUCUCUGGCAGCUCGACCAAGAUUCAGUAUAUCCAACGCAGGAGGCCCUGGGGUGUUCAAUCGCUCGGUACUCGGCGCCCACGUCUGUCGGGAAUGGGUGUAUCUACCGGACGAGACCUUUCAGUUCUACAACUGGAGAACAGGCGCGCUCAGCGGAGAUUAUGACAAGCGCGGAACGCUGACCGAACCGGCCUUCCUGAGCGAUAGGUUCAUUGCUACGAUUGGAGUCGGCCUGGACCCCUCUCCGGCAGUUUUGCUCGUCCACGAGCUGCCCAGUUCAAACCCUCACGCGCCCCCGCUCUAUCCUACGAACGUCCCAAUCCUGGCACUCUUCCUUCCCGAGAUCGAUGGCGCGUUCACGGACGAUGACGACAGUGAAUGGGAACUCGUGGGCGGUUCUGCACAUUCAGCAGCCCCAAGCGCCCGCGCCAGUGGUGGAGACUUCUGGUCAGACGCCGACAAAACGCUAUUGCUCAUUCAUUUCCGCGUCCGAGGGCGCCACUACGAACUUCUGCUUCCAGCGCAGCGUGUGCUUGAGCUACUACCACCUCCGGAGAACAUCUCAAUGGGGCCAGGAUCCUUCGCUGCCCGAGAUGUUCCCUGGCCAGAUUGGGGACCGGAGCUAUCGCAUGUGCGAGAAUGUGCGCCGAGCGGAGGAGACAUGGAGGCGCUUCAGUCGAGCGUAUUUGGGAUGCGGCAUGUGAUUCACCAUCCGGUAGAGUGGGAAGAGAAGGCUGUCAUCCGCGUCAAUGACUACCAGUCUUCUCGAGUGUCCCGCGCAGAGGCGCACCAGACACCGUCGUGUGCCGUACGCCGAGUUCACAUCGCUGAGGGCGAGUGGGUCGAUGGUCCGGAGAUGCAGACCGAGCUGCCGUAUAUUGAGACGAACAUCGAACUGCCCGUAUCGUGGAGGGAAAUGGCGCCCGCCAAUAUCUUUGUAUCUAUCAACGAGGAUGGCAUACUGCUCAUCGAUCGAGAGAGCGGAGAAGUUGAGCACGGCGAGGCACACACGUUUUAG